AUGGCGACUACCUCCAAUGAAAAUAGCAAUACUUCGCCGGCGUCCAGUAGGACGACCUCUCGGCCUAGCAGUGGGCGUGGUUGGCGGAGGUCACGCUCAGGCGCAAGCAAUCCAUCUAGAGUAUCUAGUGGAAGUACAGCAGAGGCAUCACCUGGAGCACCCCUGAGAUCAGGAAGUAAUGUAUCUAUAGACGAGAAUGGGGUGCAGAGACGCGCAUCGAAACCCAAGGCUGCGAUGAGAUGGACCAAGGAUGUGCUGAAGAACUCGUUUGAUAGUCUCUUCUCACGCGAGUCUAGAGACGAGCAGGCGCCGAUGAUGAUCUUCUACAAGGCCACCGCACGGUUAAAGAAAUGUGUGCGCUUGUUGGAAUCGGCGACGCUGGAGCUCGAGCAGAUACUCGGCAUCGAAGAACUGCACCGAUGUCAAACAGAGGUGUUGAAUGCUCUGGAGAUGGUAUUUUCUAUCAGCAAUGACCCACGAGAGUCCAGAGACUACAGAUUAAAGUUCUCCGCAGACGUACAGGAGGAGUUACAGCACACUUUAUUAUGGGAAACUUUAUUGUUCGCUGCUGAACUGAUCACGGAUGGUCGGGUCUUGGAGGGUCGGGAGAGAGUCACGGAUCGUCUAAGACCGACCGCGAUAUAUUUAUGCGACUCUUUUGAGUCGGUUAACAGGGUACUGCGAGCUCAGGCGAAGAAAAAUCCCACUGUAUAUACGCCGGCUGUAUUGGCGGCCUUAAGGCAGUUUGACAUCGCAUGGACUGCUUUCGAGAAUUUAUAUGUACAGGCGGUUGUGCCCUGUCGCGGCAACGAGGACUUUGAAACGCGACAGGAGAUCACCAUCCUGUUCAGCGAAGGCGUGCUGCUCGGUUUAAGGAAGAAAUACAUCACACAGACGGACAUAGACGACUACGAGCCGAUGGUCAUGCAAGCAAUCCCGCGCUUAGGAGUGCUUACUGGUAUUCUGCAGAAUCCUGAAGAAUUGGUAAACUAUAAAUGGAUGGCUGAUUCAGCCACUUUGCUCAAGUCGAUAUCCGAGCGGAUGGUUGGCUUGGCCCCCGGCGACAUCCAAAAGCUAGAGAUCUACUUGGUAGAGGGUGUAGACGACGCACCAAAAGGCGACAUGAGUGCAGAGAGAGCCGAUGUAGGCCCAGUCACAGCGAAACCAGAAGUUCUGCACAAGCUGUUUGUGGACAUCUCUCAAGUUGCCGAUGAUAUGUGCCGGGGACCUAAGAACAAAGGGCAUAGGCAAAUCCUGAGCACCUUGUUCAAGAUGUAUCAGAACCAGCCAAUUGACAUCACUUCCGAUGAGCCCGUAACUCGCAUCUCAAAUAUUGACGAUGUAGAAAUCACAAAUGACGAUGACACAGAUCCGUUGAAUGACGGUAUGUGCGUAUGUAAUCAUCUAAGUAUACUACUACUCCGUUUGUUUUCAGUAUACUUUUCAGUAUACUACUAA
Sphaeroforma arctica JP610 is the source of this 1458-nucleotide messenger RNA. RefSeq lists its product as hypothetical. Bases 1 to 1458 code for a protein of 485 amino acids. NCBI's taxonomy places the organism in Eukaryota, Ichthyosporea, Ichthyophonida. The transcript has 9 exons. The record is from RefSeq and is a predicted model, not a curated record. Gene Ontology annotation, cellular component: early endosome membrane.